AUGGAUAUUGGCCUGAGUAUAGCCAAUAGCUCAGGGUUUCAGCUGUCUGAGUUCAUUCUGAUGGGGUUCCCAGGCAUUCAUGAGUGGCAGCACUGGCUCUCCCUGCCCUUAGCUCUUGGUGCCAAUCUCCUCAUCAUAAUCACCAUUCAACAUGAGACCAUGCUACAUGAACCCAUGUACCAUUUGCUGGGCAUAUUAGCAGUGGUGGACAUUGGCCUGGUCACCACCAUCAUGCUCAAGAUCCUGGCCAUCUUCUGGUUUGAUGCCAAGGCCAUCAGCCUCCCUGAGUGUUUUGCUCAGAUCUAUGCCAUCCACUCUUUCAUGUGCAUGGAGUCAGGCAUCUUCCUCUGCAUGGCAGUGGAUAGAUAUAUGGCCAUUUGUUAUCCCCUUCAGUACACUUCCAUAGUUACUGAAGCUUUUGUCAUCAAAGCCACACUGUCAGUAGUGCUCAGGAAUGGCCUGUUGACCAUCCCAGUGCCAGUAUUGGCUGCCCAGCGACACUACUGCUCCAGGAAUGAGAUUGAUCACUGCCUCUGCUCUAACUUGGGGGUCACAAGUCUGGCCUAUGAUGACUCCACUAUUAACAGGUUUUGCCAGCUGGCCUUGGUCUGGGUUGUGGUUGGGAGUGACAUGGGUCUGGUCUUUGCUUCCUAUUCUUUGAUUAUUCGCUCAGUGCUGAAGCUGAACUCUGCUAAAGCAACAUCUAAGACCCUGAAUACCUGCAGCUCCCACCUUAUCCUCAUUCUCUUUUUCUACACAGCUAUUAUUGUAGUAUCUGUCACCACCUGGCAGGAAGAAGGGCUCUCCUCAUCCAUGUUCUCCUCAAUGUGCUGCAUAUUGUCAUCCCCUCAGCCCUUAACCCCAUAG
Molecule: messenger RNA, 867 nt
Organism: Gorilla gorilla gorilla (western lowland gorilla)
Lineage: Eukaryota; Metazoa; Chordata; Mammalia; Primates; Hominidae
Product: olfactory receptor 56B4-like
Exons: 1
Coding region: 1-867 (288 amino acids)
Biological process (GO): G protein-coupled receptor signaling pathway
Cellular component (GO): plasma membrane
Molecular function (GO): olfactory receptor activity
Source: RefSeq, a predicted model, not a curated record